UCAUAGGCCGCCGCCGCCGCCGCCGCCUCAGCUAUGGCGGAAGUUCAUAGACGUCAGCAUGCCCGGGUUAAAGGAGAAGCCCCCGCGAAAUCCUCCACACACAGACAUGAGGAAGAGCUGGGGAUGGCGUCGGCCGAAACGCUGACCGUGUUCCUGAAGCUGCUGGCCGCCGGGUUUUACGGCGUGAGCUCUUUCCUGAUCGUGGUGGUCAACAAGAGCGUGCUCACCAAUUACAGAUUUCCCUCCUCACUAUGUGUUGGACUUGGCCAGAUGGUGGCCACAGUGGCAGUUCUCUGGGUGGGAAAAGCGCUCAGAGUAGUCAAGUUUCCUGACCUUGACAGAAAUGUACCUCGAAAGACGUUUCCACUACCUCUACUAUAUUUUGGGAACCAAAUCACGGGACUGUUCAGCACAAAGAAACUGAACUUGCCAAUGUUUACAGUUCUGAGAAGGUUCUCCAUCCUGUUUACAAUGUUUGCUGAAGGAGUUUUACUCAAGAAAACUUUUUCUUGGGGUAUUAAGAUGACUGUAUUUGCAAUGAUUAUUGGAGCCUUUGUAGCUGCCAGCUCUGACUUGGCCUUUGAUCUGGAAGGAUAUGUUUUUAUUCUGAUAAAUGAUGUCCUGACAGCAGCAAAUGGUGCAUACGUAAAACAAAAAUUAGAUUCAAAAGAGCUGGGAAAAUAUGGUCUGCUCUAUUACAAUGCACUGUUCAUGAUUCUGCCCACCCUGGCCAUUGCAUUUUUCACAGGAGAUGCACAAAAGGCAAUGGAUUUUGAAGGCUGGGCUGAUACCCUCUUUCUUUUGCAGUUCACCCUCUCCUGUGUGAUGGGGUUUAUCUUGAUGUAUGCCACAGUACUUUGCACUCAGUAUAAUUCUGCUCUUACAACUACAAUAGUUGGCUGUAUUAAGAAUAUACUAAUAACUUAUAUUGGAAUGGUCUUUGGUGGAGAUUAUAUUUUCACAUGGACAAACUUCAUUGGCUUAAAUAUCAGUAUUGCUGGGAGCCUGGUGUAUUCCUACAUCACUUUCUCUGAAGAACAGCUGAGCAAACAGUCAGAGGCCAGUAACAAGCUGGACAUUAAAGGGAAAGGAGCAGUAUGAUCAGGGGAUUGCUUCUGUUAUAUAGGCCAUGUUUUCCUUCAGCAUGGAGCACUGGCAGUUCUCACAGAUACUGAGUGUCUUGAUCAUGGAGAAAAUACCAUUCCUUUGCACUUACACAAUCUGAGGAUUGAUUGCUGCCUUUUAAAAUUUUAUGAGAGAAACUUGUAAUUGACUUUUUUAAAUGUGCCGUUUGAAUUAAUUUAUAUCAGACUGGAAAAUGUACCAGGAUUUUUUAUUUAUUUUUCUUCUGCCGACAGUGAAACAUCAUUGUUUUGAAAAUAUUUUAUUCCAUUGUUUGCUAUCCAGGUGUCCCUGAGAGCUGUAUAUGUGAAGUGCUCCAGCUGGAGCUCAUCAUUCAAAUCGUUGGCUGCAUCUGAGGGCAGUGUAGCCUCUCUGCUGGAAAUGCAGCCAAGCAUUUGAAAUUUCUCUUCUUUCAAUUUUAUUUCUCUAAAAUGAUAUUUUCUUCAUGUUGAUAGCUUCACUGCAUUUGCGAAAGUUGACUUUGUUGGAGCUUAAAAGAAAUACAUGGGGACUUCAAAUUGCUUUAAUUUUUAUUUGGCUUGCCUGAGAACUCACCAGAUGAAGGGUCAUUCCUUAAAAAUCUACUGUUCCCUUUAUUGUGUAGGAUGAGUAUAUGAUGAAGGGGUGGAGAAAUAGGCCUUUAAUCAUUUAUUUGUAUGAUUCACUCAUUCAGUUUAAAUUAUUUAAUAUGCAAUAUGUGCCAGACAUUGUGCUAAGUGCAUGGGAUACAUAGCUAUUUUUGGAGGUAGUUGAAUAACCUCAUUCCUGCUACAGUGAUUGAAAGCAGGAGAGAACUAAGCUCUGUUGAUCCAUUUAGAAGAUGUUGAGACUAUAAACAAGUCACAGAAACUGCUUUUACAACUCUCUGAAACUAAGUUAUUGUAAAUGAGAUUAGACGCACCUGCCCUACCUACUCUGCAGUGCCGGGUCCAAAUGCAACCGCGUGAUUGAUUAAAUCAUUGUGAAGAGCUGCCUUUUGAAAACCAUACAGCUCAGCUCUUCUCUGAGAAAUGGCAGCAGGUAAGGUGACUACUGUUUGUUUCCCCAUGCUUCCCUCUUCUGGGGAUUUGGUUGCUAUUCUUUUUACUCAGUUUGACUAAGUGUGACCUUUUAGAAUGUAUUGGUUUGGGGAGAAAGGCAGGUUACAUGUUUCUGCAUUGUCAAGGCCUGGUCUUGCGAUCACCACCUAUAAGGGCAUAACAAUUACUGUGGAUACUUCCACCUACAUGCCAUCUUGGUUCACUUAAUUAGCAUACUAGCUUCUCUCAAGAUCAUGCUGCAUGGGAGAACUGCUGAGGAUGGGCAUUGCCUGAAUUGCCUCUUUGGGAAGGAGUCAGGCUAUUAAAUUCAAACCGUCCUGUGAUUGGUUGGACAUCUAUUUUAUGUGGAUAUUGUUUGGUUUGGAAUCCACUGGGGUCUGUUGCCUAAACAAUUAGUAUUUAGUGUUUCAACAGGGGACAGAGAAUGUUUUCUUUUUGAAGAUUUACAUUGAGGUCAUUUUUAUAAUUCAUGACUUUCCAUUAUUUUGGUUUAUUUUUUAUUAGAGUCUGACCAGUGAUGCUGGGUCAUUAGAAUUAGCCUCAUGGCCCAUAGUUAUCAGCUCUAUCUAAGAGGUCCUGAGUCACUCUUUUCUCUUAAACACCUGAGAAAAUUCCAGUGGGAGGAUAGUGUGUCAGAUGGCUCUUACUGUCAGUUUUAUUGUUAAAAAAAACUAGACUCAGAGGAAGUAGGUGAAUUGCUAAUGAUUCAAAAUUCAUGUUUUUUCUGUUGAACCAUAACCAUGAACUGCCCUUCUCUAAUGGAAUGAAAAAAGGGGAUACUAGCUCUUUCAAGGAAGCCAAUGGUUGACUGCUUGGAGUCAGAGAGGAAUAGACUUGGCAAUUUAGGGAGCAAUUUGUGCUUUGUAAAUGCUAGAAGCAUAUUUAGCAUUUUCUUGAAAGAUGUGACUGCCUACUUCAUGGCCUCUGGAAAUGCUUAAUGGCUUGUGAUCACUGUACAUAGUUGUGGACAUUGUGUGAGGCAGGUGGUUCCAGCUAUUUUUUUUUUAAUAAUGUAAUAG
Messenger RNA from Condylura cristata (star-nosed mole), 3181 nucleotides. RefSeq names its product solute carrier family 35 (UDP-GlcA/UDP-GalNAc transporter), member D1 (gene SLC35D1). The transcript has 12 exons. Bases 34 to 1101 code for a protein of 355 amino acids. Gene Ontology annotation, cellular component: Golgi apparatus. Gene Ontology annotation, molecular function: GDP-fucose transmembrane transporter activity; antiporter activity. Lineage: Eukaryota; Metazoa; Chordata; Mammalia; Eulipotyphla; Talpidae. The record is from RefSeq and is a predicted model, not a curated record.